Messenger RNA from Chara braunii, 1810 nucleotides. NCBI's taxonomy places the organism in Eukaryota, Viridiplantae, Streptophyta, Charophyceae, Charales, Characeae. The record is from the annotation of a GenBank genome assembly.
CGAUGUAGACUUGAUCAAAAAAAUCGCCUGGGUGAGAUUGUGCAGGCGAUGGGGAAGAAGUUGUCGACUCCCACUCGAGGCUCCAAAGAUAAGAAGAAAAAUCAUUGUUCGUAAGAGGACGUGUUCGAUCAGCUCAUGGAGUGGAGUUCCGUUCACAUUGAUGAGCUGAUGUCAAAGUACGGCCCCGACGAACAAUCGUCUGGCCAUGGGGGUUCAUGCGGACAAGGAUCGGACGCAACGGCGACACCAAAGUCGCGAGGCGGCAGACCUCGCAGUGACGCAUUGAAAUGGCGCGUCGACAAGCCAGGAUAUUUGGAUAAUGGUCCGAUGUUUGAACUAUUGAGCGUGAGGGACCAAAUGGCCAUGUGGGAUGCUAAAGCAAGACCAGAUGUCGCUUUCACUGAGCCGGUCAAACUUCUACCGAUUCUCGGGAUGUUCGAGCAAACGUGUCCUCGGCACGGGAAAGACGUUGAGGUGACGAUCAAGAAGAUCCAUUAUCCAUGUCACAUUUGCAAGUUGCAAUUCGAGAGCGGGAAAGGGUGCACAUGGCACUGGAGUUCUGCGAAGGUUGUUUCACCGGGCGGGGUGAAAAAUUCGAGGGUUGAGACUCAAUUGUUCCACUCCACUUUGACUGCGGGAAUGACUUACACUCAAUUGAAUAACCUCCUGCGGGGCUUAGGGAUGAGGAAGGUCAGGAAAGAAACUUUCUACAAGUUUUUUCGUGAUGACGGCCCAGGUUCCCGACAAUGGCUGCGACACGUCGAACAGGUUACUCAAAAGAGCUUCGACAACGUCAUCGCGCGAUUGCGUAGGUUGAACGAUCUGGUCGUCGUUUUGGUUGACGGGCGUUACGAUUCAUCUUGUGACGCUCAGCAUUGUACGGUGACGGCGGUGGAUUUGAAGUCAGGAAUGAUCGUGGGGACGGAGACCAUGCUCCGGGGGAACGAGUCAUCAUGGAAGCUGGAGACACAGUGUGUUGAGAAACUGCUACAUCGGUUGAAGGACGAGAAGAACCUCAUAAUCGCAGAGGUUGUGCAUGAUGAUUGUGGCGCGUUUCACGUUAUAUUGUGGCAAAUGAACAUUGACUUACAAAAGUGUAUGUGGCAUAAGGCGAAGACUUUGGUCAAACGUUUGCGAGAGGCUGUGCGCGGCACGAAGACUGUCAAACCAGCUGCAGUCGGGGCUUGCGAGCAUAUGCGCGAGGUGAAGUGUUUCACAAAGAAGGAGCUUGAACUUUGGCUCGAAUCGAAAUGUGUACACGUGGCAGAGGUGUCCACGAGAAAAAAGGAUGAACUCGUUGCGAUUGUUUGGGGCGUCCUCUUCCCUGACGAAGCAGGGAAAGUGUUGCCAGAUGAUGUCGUCGAGAUCGACGCGUUGCAAACACUGCAUUGCAAUGCGGCGGAGGAGGCGAAGGAGUGGUUGUACGGCGCUUGCAGGCUGCGCGUGCGCGCAAAGGAUGAUGAUGGCGAUGUUUUGGCCACACAUGUGCAACACCUCGCCGAUCAUUGGGUCGGGGAUCACUCCUGUUGCGAUAAGGAGUUGUCCAACCUGUGCAAAGCGGCUGGGGGUGCGGACAGGGAUCCAUUGUACGAGGCGGGGGGCAUGUUCAUUUCGCCGUCGUGCGCUGUCUUUAACACUUCGCUUCGAAUACGGAGAUGGCGUACUACACACGUGCGAGGAUGACCUUCAACAACGAGUGCUUCCACUGCGUGAUCAACAUGUACGCAACGAAACGUUUGAACUUCCCCAAGUCGUAUGAGGCGCGCGUGUGUUGCACCGCUUUGGAGUGGAACAAAAACAAACGAAUCAG